CUUUUGCUUAUCAGUAGAAUAUUUGCAAAUUGCAAUCUUUAUCUAUAUAUAGAUGCCUCCAGUUUGGAUUUGAUAGCGAUAAUUCACAUUUGUUCUUUCAUUUUGUCGUGUUCAUUCACAUUUUAACCAAUUGCUCUUCAUUCAUAUCUGGGAUUUUAGUUGAUCCCGGUGAAAUGGAGAAGAAAAUGCUGUUCCAUUUGACGAUUUUGAUUUUGGGUAUUUUGAGUUCUUCUUCCAUGGUGAAAGCAGAGGACCCUUAUAAGUACUUCACUUGGACUGUUACUUAUGGAACUGCUUCUCCUCUUGGUGUCCCUCAACAGAUUAUCUUAAUAAAUGGUCAAUUUCCUGGCCCUAAGCUUGAUGUUGUAACAAAUGACAAUAUUAUCCUCAAUCUCAUCAAUAAUCUAGACCAGCCUUUCCUCUUGACAUGGAAUGGAAUUAAACAAAGAAAGAAUUCAUGGCAAGAUGGGGUUUUGGGCACAAAUUGUCCGAUUCCACCGAAUUCCAAUUUCACAUACAAAUUCCAACCAAAAGAUCAAAUCGGAGGCUACACAUACUUCCCGUCGACCGGAAUGCACAAAGCCGCCGGUGGUUUUGGAGCGAUUAAUGUUUAUGCUCGACCUCGUAUUCCGGUUCCAUAUGCAAUUCCCGCCGGUGAUUUUAAUUUACUCAUCGGUGAUUGGUACAAAUCCAACCAUAAGGGGUUACAACAAUAUCUUGAUUCAGGAAGAUCGCUUCCUUUCCCUGAUGGCAUUCUUGUAAAUGGACAAACACGAACCACCUUUAGUGGUGAUCAAGGUCAAACAUACAUGUUUAGAAUCUCGAAUAUGGGUUUAUCGACUUCCUUCAACUUUAGGAUUCAAGGACAUAAAAUGAAACUUGUCGAAGUUGAAGGGUCAAAUGUGGUUCAAAACAUGUACGAUUCACUUGAUGUCCAUGUUGGUCAAUCGAUUUCGGUUCUAGUUACAUUAGAUCAAGCUCCGAAAGAUUACUAUGUUGUUGCUUCAACACGGUUUACAAGAAAAAUUCUUACUUCGGUUUCGGUAUUACACUAUUCCAAUUCCCAAACAUCCGUCUCUGGUCCCAUUCCCGCUGGCCCAACCUACCAAGUUCACUGGUCAAUGCAACAAGCUAGAACAAUAAGAUGGAACCUUACAUCGAACGCGGCAAGGCCGAAUCCGCAAGGUUCAUUCCAUUACGGAACAAUCACGCCCACAAGGACGAUCGUGUUGAGCAACUCUGCAAACCUAAUAAAUGGAAAGAUUCGAUAUGCUGUCAAUGGGGUGUCUUACAUUAAUGCAGACACCCCAUUGAAGCUCGCGGAUUACUUCAAUAUUCCCGGUGUUUAUUCUAUGAACACCAUUCAAAUGUCCCCAAAUAGCGGUGCGGCAACCGUUGCCACCGCUGUUAUGGGGGCCGCACUUCAUGACUUUCUUGAAAUCGUCUUCCAAAACAAUGAGAAAAUCGUGCAGUCGUGGCAUCUUGAUGGCUAUGACUUUUGGCCCGUAGGAUAUGGGUCCGGGGAAUGGAGUCAAGAGAGCCGAAAAAGUUACAAUCUUGUGGAUGCUCUUACACGACACACGGUGCAAGUAUACCCUAACUCAUGGAGUGCAAUUUAUGUUUCAUUGGACAACCAAGGAAUGUGGAAUCUAAGAUCUUCGAUGUGGGAACGACAAUAUCUUGGUCAACAAUUCUACUUGAGAGUUUAUAAUCCGGUUAAGAGUCUUGCGAAUGAAUAUGAUAUUCCUUCGAAUGCUCUUCUUUGUGGUAGAGCCGCAGGACGACGUUUCUAAAUGAUUUGUUUGUUUAUUCAAAGGUCAUGAAGGUUUGAUCAAAGAAAUUAUUGGAUAAUAUUUAGAUGAUACGAGUAUGUUUAUGAAGAUUAGGACUUGUUUUUUGGUCCCGGUUUUUUAUUCUUUAUUUUCUUGGACGCCUCCGUUUCAUUUUAGGGUUUAUAUUUGUAUAUUAUAACGUUCUACUAUCGAGUUUUAUCUUGUUAAGGUAUUGUAUUUCGAAAAGUCUAUUGAAAUAUAGCAAUCAUAUUUACAA
This is a messenger RNA of Lactuca sativa (garden lettuce), 2049 nucleotides long. Its product is annotated as L-ascorbate oxidase homolog. Gene Ontology annotation, molecular function: oxidoreductase activity; copper ion binding. NCBI's taxonomy places the organism in Eukaryota, Viridiplantae, Streptophyta, Magnoliopsida, Asterales, Asteraceae. The record is from RefSeq and is a predicted model, not a curated record.